GUUCAGUCAGCUACCAGCCUCGAAGUUGAACUUUACCUCUCAAACAUACAACAGCAGCAUUCGGGAGCCUGAGUUCAGUUCCUAUGUCUAUUCAUGUUUAGACUAUCGCUACAGAAUGGACAGAGGAAGCUGGUCCUGAGGAGAAUCUGUGUGUUCCUGCUUGGAAGGCGUCUGCGAUCCUAUUUUUUAUUUUGACUUUGUCUUGUUGGCCAACUGCAAAACAACGUUUUACAUUUUUUAAUAAUAGACGACUACUGAGACAGCCAGCCCCUGUUCAAUACGGAAUACAAGGAUACAUUGUAACUGUCUGGGGAAGGAGAAAGAAUGGGGAGCCGGGGCCACUACCGGUACCACUGGCAGAGCCACAAUGUCAAGCAGAGUGGAGUGGACGACAUGGUGCUCCUCUCCAAGAUCAACGAGGACGCCAUUGUGGACAACCUCAAGAAGAGAUACAUGGACGACUACAUCUUUACUUACAUUGGCCCUGUGCUCAUCUCUGUUAACCCGUUCAAGCAGAUGCCAUACUUUGGGGACAAGGAAGUGGAGAUGUAUCAGGGCGCGGCCCAGUAUGAGAACCCACCUCACAUCUACGCCCUGGCAGACAACAUGUACAGAAACAUGAUGAUCGACAGGGAGAACCAGUGUGUCAUCAUCAGUGGAGAGAGUGGUGCAGGGAAGACGGUAGCAGCCAAAUACAUCAUGGGCUACAUCUCCAGAGUAUCUGGAGGAGGACCCAAAGUGCAGCACGUCAAAGACAUCAUCCUCCAGUCCAACCCCCUCCUGGAGGCCUUCGGGAACGCCAAGACAGUGAGGAACAACAACUCCAGCAGAUUUGGGAAAUACUUUGAGAUCCAGUUCAGCUCCGGCGGCGAGCCAGAUGGAGGGAAAAUCUCCAACUUCCUGUUGGAGAAAUCACGCGUCGUCAUGAGGAAUCCUGGAGAGAGGAGCUUCCAUAUAUUCUAUCAGUUGAUAGAGGGAGCCACUGGAGAACAGAAGAGCAGCCUCGGAAUCACAAGCCUGGAUUACUACAAUUACCUCAAUCAGUCUGGAUCCUACAAAGUGGAUGACAUCAACGACAAAAGUGAUUUUCAGGAAACUGUGCAUGCCAUGGAGGUGAUUGGCAUCUCAGGGGAGGACCGUGGCCUGGUGCUGCAGAUCGUAGCCGGAGUCCUGCACCUUGGGAACAUCAACUUCAGGGAAGCAGGGAACUACGCCGCUGUUGAGAGCGAGGAGUUCCUGGCCUUCCCUGCGUUUCUGCUGGGGAUUGACCAGAAGCGGCUGAAGGAGAAGUUGACCAGCAGGAAGAUGGACAGCAAGUGGGGCAGUUCUAUGGAGUCCAUCGAUGUGACACUGAAUGUGGAGCAGGCGUGUUACACACGGGACGCCCUGUCCAAGGCCCUGCACUCACGUGUUUUUGACUUCCUAGUAGAGUCCAUCAACAAAGCCAUCGUGAAGGUUCAUCAAGAGUUUAAUAUUGGUGUGUUGGAUAUCUAUGGAUUUGAAAUAUUCCAAAAAAAUGGCUUUGAGCAGUUCUGCAUCAACUUUGUGAAUGAGAAACUGCAACAGAUCUUCAUUGAGCUCACGCUUAAAGCUGAGCAGGAGGAGUAUGUACAAGAAGGCAUCCGGUGGACUCCUAUCGAAUACUUUAACAAUAAGAUUGUCUGUGAUCUCAUUGAGAGCAAACUGAACCCCCCUGGCAUCAUGAGUAUCCUGGAUGACGUGUGUGCCACCAUGCACGCGGUGGGCGAGGGGGCAGACCAGACCAUGCUGCAGAAGCUGAGGGUGGCCAUCAACUCCCAUGAACACUUCAACAGCUGGAACCAAGGCUUCAUCAUCCACCACUACGCUGGCAAGGUGUCCUACGACGCAGAGGGCUUCUGUGAGAGGAACCGCGAUGUCCUCUUCAGUGACCUCAUCGAGUUGAUGCAAAGCAGCGAAAUAGCUUUCAUCAGGGCCCUGUUUCCAGAUAACCUCAACGCCGAAAAGAAAGGCAGGCCAACAACAGCGGGCAGUAAAAUCAAGAAACAAGCGAAUGACCUGGUCCAGACACUGAUGAAGUGCACCCCUCACUACAUCCGCUGCAUCAAACCCAAUGAGACCAAGAAGCCCAAGGACUGGGAGGAGAGCCGGGUAAAGCACCAAGUGGAGUACCUGGGCCUGAAGGAGAACAUCAGGGUGAGGCGUGCUGGCUAUGCCUACCGCAGAGUCUUCAGGAAGUUCCUCAACAGGUAUGCCAUCCUGACUAAGGAGUCGUGGCCUACAUGGCGUGGAGAUGAGAAGCAGGGUGUUCUUCAUCUCCUACGUGCAGUCAACAUGGACCAGGACCAGUUCCAGCUUGGACGCACAAAGGUCUUCAUCAAAGCACCUGAGUCGCUCUUCCUGUUGGAGGAAACGAGGGAACGUAAGUUUGACAGCCACGCCAGGGCCAUCCAGAAAGCCUGGCGCAAGUAUGUGGCCCGUAAGAAAUACGUUCAGAUGAGGGAAGAAGCCUCUGACCUGCUGGUGAACAGGAAGGAGAGGAGGAGACACAGCCUCAACAGGAACUUUGUGGGGGACUACCUCGGUAUGGACGACAGGCCUGAGCUACGACAGUUCCUGGCCAAGAGGGAAAAGAUUGACUUCGCUGAUAAAGUCACAAAAUACGACCGUCGCUUCAAAGGCAUUAAGAGAGACUUGAUCCUGACCCCGAAGUGUAUGUACCUGAUUGGGAGAGAAAAGGUGAAGCAGGGCCCUGAGAAAGGUCAGGUGACUGAGGUGCUGAAGAGGCGGAUUGAUGUGGAGAAGAUCCUGGCUGUGUCUCUCAGCACGAUGCAGGACGACCUGCUGAUCCUGCAUGAGCAGGAGUAUGACAGCCUGCUGGAGUGUACCUUUAAGACCGAGUUCAUCAGCCUGCUGGCCCGCAGGUUCGAGGAGAGGACCCAGAGGAAGCUGCCGCUCAAGUUUGGCACCACACUGGAGCUGAAGCUGAAGAAGGAGAACUGGGGUUUCCUGAGUGGAGGCGGCUCCAGACAGGUGAUGUUUGUCCAGGGCCAGGGGGACGUGGCUGUCACAAAGCCCUCCAGUAAGACGCUGCAGGUCAGCAUUGGAGCCGGUCUGCCCAAGAACACACGUCCCACCAAGAAAAGCUUCACUCAGAGUCGCUCCAACGUGUCCAGAACCCAUCAGAACACUCCCACACGGGCUCCCCCUGGGCCUCCAGUUGCCCAUCAGAAUGGUGGUCUGAAAAACACCAACCACAUAGCCAAUCAGAGGAACGCCUCACAGCAUUCCAAUCAGAGGCCUCCGUCAACAGGCAAUGGGUCCUUCCCCUUCCUGCCCAACAACGUCAUUCUGAGGGAGAAAGGCAGCAGCCAUCCUAAGCCCAACCAGCCAAACCUGGACUGUCUGAAGGUCCCUGACCAGGGGGCGGCAGGUAACGGAGGCGCCCGGACAGCUUCGAAUGGAGGAAUUGUCCAAAGACAGUCGGUCAGUAGACCACCCCCAGGAGGGGGGCGACCCAAACCUGCCCCCAAACCCAAGCCCCAGGUGCCCCAGUGCAAAGCCCUUUAUGCCUAUGAUGCUCAGGACACAGAUGAGCUCAGCUUCAAUGCAGACGAUGUCAUCGACAUCAUCAAGGAAGAUGCUUCUGGCUGGUGGACGGGGAGGCUACGGGCAAAGCAAGGCCUGUUCCCCAACAAUUACGUCAGCAAGAUCUAGGAGCUGCAUGUCAAUCACCAGGAGAGAAGUACACACCUCUACAGACCGGAGAUAUCAAACAGAAGAGACAGACAUUUUCUCCACUCCUGCAUUGUAGCCUUCUUCUGGAUGUAACUUCCUGUUAUCCUGGACAGGCAAGAGGAGCGUCAGGCUUGCAAUGAAGUUCUAUUUUUAUGGGGAUCAGAGGACAAUACUUUUGUCCAGGGGCAAAUCGCUACGCAAUCCCUGUGAGCACUGAACAACUAUUUAUUGUAUUUAUAUAACUUUCUACAGUCUCCCUUCCCCUUUUUCACUUCACUAUGGUUUUAUGGUGAUAUUUUGGAUGCAUGAUAUGUGGAACCAGGUUGUAAUUACAUUUCGGAAAUGAAUGGUUUUAACAUGAGUUCGGGGUUGUUUCCAAGAAGCCACUGUCUCUGUUCAAUAUUGUUUUCAAUGGGGAUUUGUGCUGCUAAGAUGAAUUUACAGAUGGUAUUGGCAAAUUUUUACAUAAAAUGGACAUUAAUAGUUCAUUGCACUGUGAUUUUAUUAACUUGGGCAAUGCAUUUCCCUAGAAAAACAAUGAUCGAAUGUGUUUGCAUCCGUUUAGUUGACCAAGAAUUGGUUAUCAAACACAUUCGGGAAAAGGAAAUGCAGUGUGACAAAGGUUGUCUUCAGGAAUCCCCCUGCUCUUAUUUCCAAAAUCCAAGUGAUAUCCCCAGAACUCUAGGGCCACACUGUGCAUUGUCUGGUUUAUAAGUAGCUACAGGUACUAACUUGGACAGACUGGUAACUCCUGCCACAGCUAGUAAUCCUUGGAUAUUUUGAAAGAUUGCCAAACUAGAGGAUAAUUUGUUUACAUAGAUAUACUGUAUGUGCAUCUCGACAUUUAGGAAUUAAGUCAAUACUUUAAGUGUUUCACUGCAGGAUUUAAUUCAAAGUUCUCUGCUUUUGAUAUUGUAUUCCAUGUAGAUUUAAGUGCACAGUAUGGGUGAAUGGUGUUCUUUCAAAUUCCACUGACUUCACAUGCUUAUGGCACUGAACAAUAUUCUUUCUGGUUUCCAAUGUUUAUCACUGUGCAUAAUCAUUUAGGUCUGGAUUCAAUCCAUAAGCAUUGGAUGCUCUGAAAUAAUGGUAAAUUGAGCUGACAUGACGCAUUUACCAUGGUUGUCUAAUUGCCAAUCUUUAGCGCUAUGGAUUGAAGAGAGCCCUAAAAAAAGCUCUUGCAGAGUUGUAAUGUAGUGCAUCUGCAUCAAUGUUAAUGCUUUAACUGGCCUCUAUCCUAGCUGGUCAGAACUCCUUUCCUAAUUAUCGCCUGGUCCCAGAUGUUUGUAGCUUUGGCAACUUAAGUGUCGACAACUGUACAUGCAAACAGAUCUGUGACUAUGCUACAUUACAAGCUGCAACAUCCUGGUGCAGCUGUAUUCAGGAACACUGGGCUAUAAAUCCUGUAUGUAGGAUCAAGCUGUACUAAAGUUAAAUGUCUGAAUAAAAAUGGCAGGCCCAUAAAGUUAUACUUCUGUAGGUGGUGUUUUACCCAUCGAUACUAAUAAAAUUGUAACCACCA
Messenger RNA from Oncorhynchus tshawytscha (Chinook salmon), 5239 nucleotides. RefSeq names its product myosin IEa (gene myo1ea). Gene Ontology annotation, molecular function: actin filament binding; microfilament motor activity; ATP binding. Gene Ontology annotation, biological process: actin filament organization; vesicle transport along actin filament. Bases 325 to 3696 code for a protein of 1123 amino acids. The transcript has 29 exons. Gene Ontology annotation, cellular component: microvillus; cytoplasm; actin cytoskeleton. The record is from RefSeq and is a predicted model, not a curated record. NCBI's taxonomy places the organism in Eukaryota, Metazoa, Chordata, Actinopteri, Salmoniformes, Salmonidae.